AUGUCGGUCCCCUAUCUGCUGAAUAGUGCCGCCGGCCAUAUCCCGGCCUCAGAGAAGAUCCCUGUCAUUGCCAGACCUUUCGUCAGCGACCGGGCAAAGAAGACCUUGGAUCUGGUCGAGAAGUUCGUCGAAGAAGAGUGUAUUCCCGCCGAUGAGGUCUUCAGGCAACAGAUCGGCGAAGGCGCCGUCACCCGCUUCGACUCACAUCCCCAGAUCAUUGAGGAUUUGAAGGCCAAGGCCAAGAAGCUGGGUCUGUGGAACAUGUUCCUGCCCAAGAACCACUUCAAGGAGGGCGCCGGCUUCAGCAACCUCGAGUACGGCUUGAUGGCCGAGUACCUAGGCAAGAGUAUCGUCGCUAGCGAGGCAACCAACUGUGCUGCCCCUGACACGGGCAACAUGGAGGUCUUUGCCAAGUACGGCACCGAGGAGCAGAAGAAGAAGUGGCUGGGUCCCCUAUUGAACGGCGAGAUCCGCUCGGCCUUCUUGAUGACCGAGCCCCAAGUCGCCAGCAGCGAUGCCACCAACAUCCAGCUGGACAUCAAGAAGGAUGGUGACUACUAUGUCUUGAAUGGACAGAAAUGGUGGGCGAGCGGUUCAGGCGACCGCCGCUGCAAGAUCUACAUUGUGUUGGGCAAGACGGACCCUACCAACACGAACGUGUACCGACAACAGUCUGUCAUUCUCGUGCCCGCCGACACUCCGGGCAUCACUAUUAAGCGUAUGCUGUCGGUCAUCGGGUUUGAUGACGCCCCCCACGGCCACGGCCACGUCCAGUUCAACAAUGUCCGAGUACAUAAGAGCAACCUGGUUCUCGGCGAGGGCCGAGGUUUUGAGGUGGUUCAAGGCCGUCUUGGACCCGGCCGCAUCCACCAUGCCAUGAGAUCAGUUGGAGCUGCCGAGAAAGCGCUCGAGCUCUUCCUAGCUCGAAUCAACGAUCCCGCCAAAAAGCCGUUCGGCAAGCAACUCUACGAGCACGGAAUCAUGCUGGAGCGGGUGGCCAAGUCGCGCAUCGAAAUCGACUCGUCCCGUCUGGCCGUCUUGAACGCGGCCAUCAAGAUCGACCAGUCGAACGCCAAAGAUGCCCUGAAGGAGAUCGCCGAGGUCAAGAUCCAGGUUCCAAACAUGCUGCUGGACGUGCUCGACCGGGCCAUCCAGGCGUACGGUGCGGCUGGUGUGUCUCAGGACACGCCGUUGGCAAACAUGUGGGCUAGCGGUCGGACCAUGAGAAUUGUCGACGGCCCGGAUGAGGUUCACAUGCUGCAACUGGGCCGAAACGAGAACAAGCGCGGUGCGGCCUUGUUGAAGCGGAUCCAGGCCCAGAAGGAGAAGACCAAAGAGCUCCUCCGGCAAUAUGGCUUGGAAGAGACCGACCCAUUGCAGCUCAACCGUGUGAGCGGAGGCAAGUCGAAGUUGUAG
This is a messenger RNA of Capronia epimyces CBS 606.96, 1416 nucleotides long. RefSeq names its product acyl-CoA dehydrogenase. The coding region runs from base 1 to 1416 and encodes 471 amino acids. The record is from RefSeq and is a predicted model, not a curated record. Gene Ontology annotation, molecular function: oxidoreductase activity, acting on the CH-CH group of donors; flavin adenine dinucleotide binding. NCBI's taxonomy places the organism in Eukaryota, Fungi, Ascomycota, Eurotiomycetes, Chaetothyriales, Herpotrichiellaceae. The transcript has 4 exons.